Molecule: messenger RNA, 4782 nt
Organism: Corvus hawaiiensis (hawaiian crow)
Lineage: Eukaryota; Metazoa; Chordata; Aves; Passeriformes; Corvidae
Gene: GALR3
Product: galanin receptor 3
Exons: 3
Coding region: 441-1688 (415 amino acids)
Biological process (GO): adenylate cyclase-modulating G protein-coupled receptor signaling pathway; neuropeptide signaling pathway
Cellular component (GO): membrane
Molecular function (GO): galanin receptor activity
Source: RefSeq, a predicted model, not a curated record
UGAAGCCUCAGGCCAGAUGCUGAAGCGCUGCAAUUCCUGCUGUCUCCUGAUGGAAAUACAGCGUUGCUGAUGUGCCUGAGGUUUUCUGCUUCUUCUCUGCUGUCCUGUGGGUGCAGCAGCAUCACCCUGGCAGAUCUGACUGCUGCAAUUCCCCACUGACGCAGGGGUGUUUUCCAGGCGCUUUGCAACCUGUGCCACUGGCAGCUGGUUAGGGAAAGAGGACAUGGGCCAGCCAAAGCUCCAGUGGUCCUUUCUCUCCUUCUCACUCUCAGGUGUUAGACGUGAGGCUUGCUUGGACCCUGGCUACAAGGCUUUGCCAAUUGCUUCAGUGGUCCCAGACCUGCCCUGGGAAAGACAUCUUGCCCCAGAGAGGCCAUCAGGCAGCAUGCAAGCUGACGUGGCAGAGGCCAGCAGCAUGGUCCCUGCAGUCUGACAGGAAGAUGCCGGGGGGAUUGAAUGUCUCUUCUGACAGCCCGGAGUUACGAGCAGCAGGGAUUAUUGUGCCUGUCAUCUUCUCCCUCAUCUUCCUCAUGGGUACUGUGGGGAAUGGGCUGGUGCUGGCUGUGCUGCUAUGGAAUGGCCAAGUCAAGUACUCCACCACCAACCUCUUCAUCCUCAACCUGGCUGUGGCCGACCUGUGCUUCAUCAUCUGCUGUGUCCCUUUCCAGGCCACCAUUUACACCCUGGAUGGGUGGCUCUUCGGGGCCUUUGCCUGCAAGGCUGUGCAUUUCCUGAUCUACCUCACCAUGUAUGCCAGCAGCUUUACCCUGGCUGCUGUCUCUGUUGACAGGUACUUGGCCAUUCGCUACCCACUGAAGUCCCGGGAUCUCCGCACAUCCCGAAAUGCAGGAGUGGCCAUUGUGGUAAUCUGGUCACUGUCACUGCUCUUCGCAGGGCCUUACCUCAGUUACUACCAGAUAAUCCAUUACCACGGUGUGCCCAUCUGUGUCCCCAUCUGGGAGGACCAGCACCGAAAGGUUCUGGACAUCGUCACGUUUGUGUUUGGAUACCUGCUGCCCGUGACCGUGGUGAGCCUGGCAUACACUAGGACCAUCAAGUUCUUGUGGACCUCUGUAGACCCCAUAGAAAGAAUCUCAGAGUCUCGGAAAGCCAAGCGUAAGGUCACCAAGAUGAUUGUCACUGUGGCCAUCCUGUUCUGCCUCUGCUGGUUGCCCCACCACCUGGUCAUCCUCUGCUUCUGGUUUGGCCACUUUCCCUUCAACCGGGCCACAUACGCUUUCCGCCUGGCUUCCCACUGCCUUUCCUACACCAACUCCUGCCUCAACCCCAUUGUCUAUGCCCUCAUCUCCAAGCAUUUCCGCAAGCGUUUCAAGCAGGUCUUCACCUGCCUCUUCUUCCAGAACAAGAUCAGGAAGAGGAAGAAGAAGAGAGUUGGAAGGAAAUUCCAUAUGGUCAAUGUGGAAAGAGGUUUCGCGAACAGGACGGGAGCUUUCUAUGGAGGCAACAGUGAGGUGACCCAAGUCUCAGAGGAGAACACCAGGAAGAGGGACCUUGAAGGUGCCACUUGUGCCAGAGCAUGGACUCGGCAGGUACAAGAUGCCGUGGUCUCUGUUCAGAAGGAGCUGCUGGAGGAGGGAAGUUUGGCAACAGCUGGCCAUUCCCUAGACAUGACCCCUCUAAGGGGAACUGUAGGAGAAGACCAAGAAGAAGCCCUAGAAAAGGGCUAGAGAGGCAAGAAAGAAGUCUCCAUUUGCAUCACAUUUUCUGACCACGUCACAGGGGUUUCACUUUCCUCCAGGAUCAUCACGCCCACACCUUAUCCCCACUGAGAUGGUUUUAUGUUGGCAGUGAGAGAUGAGCUCACUCAUUCAGACCCAUUAAACUGAAUUCAAGUCCCCCAGAACUCCUCAACCACCUUCUCCACAAUCCUGUAGCCAUGUCUGAGACCUGCCGUCAUCCCAGCUCAAUAUUCACGGUAAACUUCAAGUGACUGCAACAGCCCUCCUUUUUCUUAAUUAUGUAUGGCGUUUAAUUAGUGCUGUGUGAAUCCUGAAUAUGUAACUCUUAAUGUGAGGCAGAUCUGCACCUAUGAUUUCUUAAGAGACGGUGAAAGAUGGGAAGCUCAGCAAAAAGUGUUCAGGCAAAGCUGUGACAUUGUGGGACACCCAGACUUCCACACUGAAGCUGGGAAACAAUUACAGGUUCUCAUGGCACCAGUAGGUGUCCUGAGCCCUGCAUGGGCUACAAAAUCCUCUGGUGUCCUCACUUGUCCCCAGGCACGGUGCUGGAAGUUGUGUCAAAAGUAAAGGGGUUUUGGCCCCAGCCAGUGCUGUAGGCAUUGUACCGUGGGGCUGGGUGACAUCAGGCAGCUUGCAGAGCUGUGAUGUGCAUGAGCAGAGCCGUGAUCUCCCCCUUAUUUCUCUUCUUUUUCUGUUCCCUACUUCUGUUUGUGUAAAUCUUUCCCUAUUGCUUUGUCCUGCCCACUCUUAAUUCCCAGGUGACGUGGCAUUUCUAACGCUCACUGAAGCUGUUGUAUGCCUUGCUAGAGCUCAGCUCCAAGGAUAUCCCUUUUUUUGUGCAGAAGCCAACUGAAGAGGAAGGCCAACUGCGCUAGGAAUUACUUUCUUUUUCCAUUCAAGUGCUUGAUGCUGCUUUCUGCACUUUGAGCCUCCCUUGCCUCUAUUUUCUGAUUUUUCCACCUCUCUCCUUUCAUGGUGGCUGCCACUCCUCUACAGCAGAUGUCUUUCAGAAACGUGUCCAGUGUGCCUUACCCACCUUCCUGGGAACAGCGAGUUCUGCAACCACCCUUGGCACAUGAUGCCAUAGCUGGUGGCCAGCUCUCAUGGCCUCAUCAUUUCUACAGGUGAAGACUCACUCCACAGCCCAAAGCAUUGAAGGGAGAAGGGAACAGCAGUCAGGAACAAUGAUGUGGUACAGCUGGACGCUGCCUGUUCUUGCCCAGAUGCAGCUGGGCUGUUUCUCACCCCUGAUCCUGCUCCUCCUGGUCCCAGCUUGCAAAAGGAGCAGAUCAGAUCAGAACUGACUGCUGCACAUUGGGGUGAAGCCUAAAUGAAACAGGACAGAGAGGACAGGGAAGAUCUUGGGGAAAAGGUGCAUUUAGCAUGACAAGUGGCUGCAAGCCCUGGGUCCCUUCGCUAAGCUCUGCCUGGUGCUAAGCCCUGAUUUUGGGGAGCACAUGAGCAGGAAGGGUAGGCACUGAUCCUGGGUUGGGAAGGCUCUGGAGCCAGAAGGGAAUUCCUGUCUAUCCGGUAACAGUGUACAUGCUCCAACUGGUUUCUCAGCUCAAAAGCAGAGGUGAAGCAAAGAUGUCACAUCCUUGAUACAGAGUCAGGUUUAAUUAAAGCUGAAGGAGCUUGAUUGCUGCUUUCCACGCAGCCUUCCCUCCAGACUAAUUGGCAUUCUGCAGUCUCUGCUCCCAACCUCUUGCCUUAACUAAUUACUCUUUUCUCUUAUUUUCUAUCCUACUUUUUAUUACUCAGGCUGACAAGCUCAUCUUUAACCCUGCAGGGGCUGGUUUGCCACAUCAGUAGAGUGCUGCUGUUCCAAGAUCUGGAACAGGAUAAAUGAAACCGGAGAGGUGUGAGCAGGUCAGGGCUUUGCAUCUAGUGGUCAGCACCAGCCCUUCUCUGUGGAGUGACUUAGUCCUGCCAACUGUGUGCUGGUUCUGGUGUCUGGCAUCUCCCUGACAUGUGUGACAUGAGUCUGACACCACUGGGAGGUGUCAGACCCAGGUGCCAAGAAGCUCAUCCUGCUUAUGACCCUGUGUGUACAUCUGGCAGCCCUGGGAAGGGAAUUCUGGUUAUUUCCUUUUGGGUUUAGCUGCUGGCUCCUAAUCCAUGAGCAGCCGUAACAGGUUGCCAGCUUAUUAUUUUAACUCUUCCAAUAACCAUGUGCUCUCCUCCCCUCUAAGAGAUUUCAUUAAAAAAGCCCAGAGGAACGUUGUUUCCCACACCUCCUUUAUCAUCUUCUUAAUCAAAACUUGCUGAUUCCUCCACCUAGUCGCCCCACGGGCCCUGGCCUGCACGGGGCUGCUCCCCCAGGCUGGCCAGGCACAAUGCAUGAAGAAGGCAUCUUUCUGUAAGUACCUUUCUGUGAUGGAAGAGAUCUUUGCUCACAGAGUGAGCAAAGGAAGCAGGUGAAAGGGUGGGAAAUUUGCCAAAGAUGUUUCAUGGGGCUUCCUUAGCAGCGCAGAUAAUUGCCGUGCUGGUUUUGGAAUCUGCUAGAAAGGCAAAGGUGGAGGAAGUAAACGAGUUCACUGUUGGAGAUUAAUUAUUUCAGCUGCUGAAGAGCUGAACAAAUUCUCGAUGUUCACACACCUUGCAGUGUGCGCUUUGCAUUCGAUUGUGUGGGUGAAGUGGCUGCUCCAGAGAAAGGUCAUUUGCUUAGUAACAUCCAUGCAGCUUUGCUGGGAGGCCUUGUCAGGGCUGUUGCUUCUCUGUGGGUCCUCUGUGAGACACAAGCAGGUUCUCAGCUCUUUUCUUAUUUGAGCCAGAUCCUCAGUCUGGCUGGUUUUGAUUGCAUCUUACAGCACAGCAGCUGCUGCAGAGCUAGGGAGGUUGCUACUGGGUUCAAUGGCUGGGAAUUCAGCAUAUCACAUGCUCUGAAUUAGAAGGGGAAACAAAGUGUAUUUGGAGGUCAAGCAGUGGUGAGAGGGAAGCAAAGCCUAAAGUCCCAGUUGAUAUCGUGGCCCUGAGAACAGGGAUGAAUCAUUGCUCAGGAAGGGAUCUGGGGGGUGCAUUUGAUGGUGUAGCACAAAGAAAAUGAGGAGGUUGGACUGAUUUUAAUAGCAAAAUAAAUAGC